AUGUCUGACAAGCCCAAAGGAAACGCCACUUCUGGUGCUAGGCUGUUCAGAACACGUUGCGCCAAUUGUCAUACUGUGGCUCAAUUUGCGCCGCAUAGAAUUGGACCCAACCUCCAUGGUGUGUUAGGAAAACAGUCUGGACAAGCGAUUAAUUAUCCUUUUACCAAUGCAAUGAAGGAUAGACACGUGACAUGGAACGAGCAAACAUUAGACAAUUUCAUAGAAAAUCCCAAAAAAUUUAUCCCCGGUACCAAGAUGGCAUUUGCUGGAUUCAAAAACCCACAGCAACGAGCGGAUGUCAUUGCUUACCUGAAGGAAGCUACUCAAUAG
Molecule: messenger RNA, 330 nt
Organism: Mycotypha africana
Lineage: Eukaryota; Fungi; Mucoromycota; Mucoromycetes; Mucorales; Mycotyphaceae
Product: cytochrome c
Exons: 4
Coding region: 1-330 (109 amino acids)
Biological process (GO): mitochondrial electron transport, ubiquinol to cytochrome c; mitochondrial electron transport, cytochrome c to oxygen
Cellular component (GO): mitochondrial intermembrane space
Molecular function (GO): electron transfer activity; heme binding
Source: RefSeq, a predicted model, not a curated record